Molecule: messenger RNA, 2253 nt
Organism: Cladophialophora immunda
Lineage: Eukaryota; Fungi; Ascomycota; Eurotiomycetes; Chaetothyriales; Herpotrichiellaceae
Exons: 2
Coding region: 1-2253 (750 amino acids)
Biological process (GO): GPI anchor biosynthetic process
Cellular component (GO): membrane; endoplasmic reticulum
Source: RefSeq, a predicted model, not a curated record
AUGGUCGAGAACAGCGAUGGCAUGCUACGGAUAUUCUGGCCGAGCAGCCUUACUCGGACAACCACACCCGGUGUAAUAGUAGGAUGGAGAAACGCGGAAUACGAUUUGUUUGUCAUAACCGUCCUCGAAGAUGUUGAAGUCCGCAGUGUUGAAUCUGCUCUUCGCAUGGGCACUCUAUUUCGCAACAGUCCAUACCCAGUCGCCCGCAUCUUUCAGCUCUGUGACCAGCCUCAUAUGCAUGUUUUGGGGACACUCAAUCACCCAAAUCCGCCAGAGGUUUUCGACCCUUACAGGAUCUGCGCCUUCACUAUUCUAGGGUCUCGGAGACCUUCCAUCUAUUGCCCGCCAGGCGCCGAGUUGGCUGUACAAAUCGUCCUUUUCGACCCUCCGAAUCCCACUCAGAUGCAGUACAUGUCUCUUGAGCCAAUUUCGCUUGCUCUGGGAAGGGAGUAUUUGGCAGCUGGCCCCCCCGACUCUACACUUGACGAGAAUGGGAUCCAAGGAGAGAAAGAGCGGGAACGGGUCGCCGACUUGGUGGCCAAAUUGCGUUUUCAUACCGUGAUUAGACAUGUCCCAACGCAGAAAGAGUUGGCAUUGCCUGCGAUUCUUCGCCAGAUCAACUGCUCGCAGGAAGUUGCCGAGUUGCUCCAGAGGAACACCCCUCUUGUCGGUCCGCGAAGGAAAAGGAGCCUUUCUGUCAGCGAACGUGUCGUCGAAUCAGCACAAUCACUCUACACAUUUGCGGCAUGGUCGCUCUGGACACUGUUCAUGGCGUACGCCUUCCCUACCCUGCUGUCCAUCUUCAAAAUCGCCAUCAUUGGACACAGGAUCGUCGCCGAGGGUCUUUUGCGACUUCUAGAGCUACCCUUGCCUUUCCCGAAACUUCAGUCUUCAGAGCGCCGUCGGGCUGUCAAGGGAAACCUCGCUCUCAAGGACAUUUCGGCCUGUUGUCAACAAGUUCAUCUUAGACUUCAACAGUUCUCCUACUAUCCGACACAGUAUUCACUUCUCCGACGCCGCAAAGCGACCUGGUCAUCCUUUCCAACAACAAAUAGCGAUUACAUCCGCUUUUACAAUUCGCUGUGGCUCGUGGCAAACGAUGUCAUCAUUGGCAUUGCACUCGGGAGCUUCAUCAGCGACAAUGCACAAGCUACAUCUCAGCUGAUCGGUGGAGUUUUGGAUGAGUACACGAUUGAGGGCCUCAAGCGCAUGAUCAGGUGGCUGAUGUCAUACCCUGGAGGGCUCAAAUUGAACACGGAGCUUGCUGCGUUUCUCGGCGACCUCUUCUUGUGGGUCAUAGAAUAUUGGGCCUCGACAAUAGUCGUGCUCAUUGUUCCACGACUGCCCACCGUCGUGUAUUUUGUCGGAUGCUCUUCCUUUGCUGGGGCCACGAUGCCUAUCGCUAUUUUCUCCGACCUCCUUAGCCUGCUUACCAUGCACAUUUACUCUUUCUACGUCGCCAGUGCACGCAUCUUCAACUGGCAGUUGACAAUCAUCGUCUCCCUCUUUCACCUAUUCCGUGGCAAGAAGCGGAACGUUCUCCGCAAUCGGAUCGACAACUGCGACUACGACCUUGAUCAGCUCUUGCUGGGCACGAUCCUGUUCACCUUGUUGUUCUUCCUGCUGCCCACUGUGGUGGUCUUUUACCUGACCUUUGCUUCGGCUCGUAUGGCGAUCAUUUCGCUGAAAGCCACGCUGGACACAUGUCUAGCAUGCCUCAACCAUUUCCCCUUGUUUGCCUUGAUGCUCAGGAUCAAAGACAGUAAGAGACUGCCAGGUGGCAUUCACUUUCAGCUGUUGGAUGCAGAGCAGACGAGAAUUUCUUACCAGGAGGAAACGGAGCGAGCAGACGAUCAUGACGACAGCGCCGGCGACGCUGAGGAAGAGGAGGAAGGAGAAGACAAUGGGAUUACCAGCGUGGCUUACAUUCGCCUAUCCUCUACCCCGUUGUCGCUGCGCCAGAUAUUCGAACAAUAUUUCCAGCUCUGGGGUCGUAUCCGUCAGCACUAUCUGUCGCCCACGGUUGUGUUUCGGCUCCUCACCGGACGAUUCGUACCACCUCUGGGUCGAAGCCAAAUGUACGGGCUGCAGUAUUCGGUGCUUCCCAGACAACGGGCGACAAUAGCGGAGGUCUGGAAAAGCUUGAGCGAGAGCGAGUCGACAAACACUAUCCACGGGACGCCUGCGAAUCCGCGCGGGCAGAAGAUUUAUCUGGGGGCUUAUGGAAGGGCCAUAGGAAAGCAAUGGAAGUAG